Messenger RNA from Ilex paraguariensis (yerba mate), 375 nucleotides. Lineage: Eukaryota; Viridiplantae; Streptophyta; Magnoliopsida; Aquifoliales; Aquifoliaceae. The record is from the annotation of a GenBank genome assembly.
AUGGAUUUGGUGAAGGAACUUGAAGAUAUAUGGCUUGGUGAUAUGCAAUCAAUCAAAGUAUUAGUUGCAUUCACAAUUGCUAUUGAUAGACAUGAUGAUUUAGGGGAUGAGGGUGGAAAUAAUGCUAAUGCGGAGAUUGAUAUUCACAAUGAUAAUGAUGAUCAUGUUGAUAUUGAAGUUGAGGACUAUGAUUUAAAUGAAGAGCAGACUCAACAACUGCAUGUUUAUGAAGUGGGUAGUGGGUCAAAUACAAUAGCAAAUGAUAAACUAGAUAUGAUUGAGUUAGAACUAGCACCAAAUGGGGAAGCAGAGAUUGGGAAUGAAAAUGAUGAUGAAGUUGAUGAUAACGUGUAUGGAUUCAACUCUAAGGAUUAA